GUUACAAACAAACCAACAUGUGGGCUUUAGUUUUAUUCACGGUGCUUACUACCAGCGUUUUGGCUGAUAAUGACUGUAUGAAAUACGUCCAACCCCACUACUUGACAGAAUGCUGCAAAUUGGACCUUCCUGAUCCAGCUAUCCAUAUUAAUCUGAUAAAGGAGUGCCUUUCACUCCCCAAUGAAGCACCAGCGUGCGAGCGAGACAUCUGUAGCAUCACGAAGAAAGGCAUCGCCUCGGCCGAUGGAAAGCUGGACAAGAGUAAACUCAAAGAACACACUGAGAAAUUCUUCGAAUCAUCUCCAGAACUAAGCAAAGCCGUCACGGAAAAUUGUAUUAACAGGGAUAUCUCCAAGAUCGGGCCUCCAGAUAUGUGCGAGUACACCAGAUACAGAGCUUGCGUGGGAGUCCAACUGGCCAUGAUGUGUCCCGAAUGGUCCAAUGAAGGCGAGUGCGCUGGAAGCAAAGUUGCCUUCGCUGAGUGCGCGAGGAAAUUAAAAAUGGAAGCUUAAGAACUGCUUGUAUUCGUAAUUUGCUAAAUCAUAAAUAAUUGACACUAUUUUA
Messenger RNA from Ostrinia nubilalis (European corn borer), 564 nucleotides. RefSeq lists its product as uncharacterized. NCBI's taxonomy places the organism in Eukaryota, Metazoa, Arthropoda, Insecta, Lepidoptera, Crambidae. Bases 18 to 512 code for a protein of 164 amino acids. The transcript is spliced from 5 exons. The record is from RefSeq and is a predicted model, not a curated record.